This is a messenger RNA of Hemibagrus wyckioides, 1573 nucleotides long. RefSeq names its product actin related protein 2/3 complex, subunit 5B (gene arpc5b). Gene Ontology annotation, cellular component: Arp2/3 protein complex; cytoplasm; actin cytoskeleton. Bases 131 to 583 code for a protein of 150 amino acids. Gene Ontology annotation, molecular function: actin filament binding. The transcript has 4 exons. The record is from RefSeq and is a predicted model, not a curated record. NCBI's taxonomy places the organism in Eukaryota, Metazoa, Chordata, Actinopteri, Siluriformes, Bagridae. Gene Ontology annotation, biological process: cell migration; regulation of actin filament polymerization; Arp2/3 complex-mediated actin nucleation.
CGCCUGGAUGAGGAAGUGAGCGGAAGGCUGUAACCGAGUGGAUGAGGAAGCGAGCGACAGUCCAGCUGUUUUAGCGCCUAGCAUAAAGCGGAUGUUUAGCGUUUUCCGUUAAGAGUGUCAACUAAUCAUCAUGUCCAAGAACACCGUCUCCGACCGAUUCCGCAAAGUGGAUGUAGAUGAAUACGACGAGAACAAGUUUGUAGACGAGGAGGAUGGAGCAGAGAACCAGCUGGGUCCGGAUGAAGCAGAAGUAGAUUCCCUGAUCAGACAAGGGAACCUGAUGGGAGCCUUGCAGGCAGUGCUGAAAAACCCACCAAUCAACACCAAGAAUCAGAAUGUCAAGGACCGUGCUGAGGGACUGGUGCUGAAAGUGCUCAGUUCCUUCAAAGCAAGUGACAUAGAGAAGGGAGUGCAGUCUCUGGAUAAGAAUGGCGUGGACCUGCUGAUGAAGUACAUCUACAAGGGCUUCGAGCGGCCGUCGGAAAACAGCAGCGCCAUCCUGCUCCAGUGGCACGAAAAGGCUCUCUCUGUAGGAGGCGUGGGCUGCAUCGUCAGAGUACUGACUGCACGGAAAACCGUCUAAAACAUCCUCCCGCUCCACUGCUCCCGCAAACGGCAAACCACAGACGGGCCGACCCGCUGACCUGCCUGUCCGCUCAGAACAAAGACCAGAUAUACACAGGGUGCUGCGAACAACUCACACGUCACUUCGCUUUCUUUUACUCUCCACCCCCGUCUGCCUUCUUUCUUUCUCUCCAUAUCUCUCACACGGACAUCACCACGCGUGCCGUCGACUUCUUUUUUCUUUUUUUUUUUUACGAUCCCUUCAGCUUCUCUCAGGAAGGCAUCGCACCUUAUGUAUUCGAGCAGAGUAUGAUUUAAAAUCUCUUGUCAUGUGAUUAAAUAUGAUUUAGCGCUUCUUUCCAUCUCCUCGUGUCACACUUGCACCAGUCGCACCAGGCUUUCAGCAGUUUCAGUUAUUUCUUGCUGUAUUUAAACAACCAAAGGGCGUCGGCUGCUUUAUGACACGAAUGAAUACGUUAUAUAACACGACGUAGGUGCAUAUUAAACUUCUGACGCCGCCUUCUUUGCAUCGCUGGGCGUUUCUGUCUGGGCAAAGAGCAUUAAUCCUGUUCUUGUGUAGACGAUAUACAUUUUACUACAUCUGUGUGUAUCUUAAAGAGGCAUUCCAGAAAAGUUAUUGUGUAUUAUUAAUCUGUAGCGCGGUAAUGCAUCUAUUAGUGUUUUGGGCAGAACUGUUAAGGUUUUUCUUCUCAGUCACUUUAACACACCAAAUCUAUCAUGGCAUCAAGCAAGCAGUCGUUAAUGUAUCCUAUAAUGCAAGUGAAAUUAAAAGAACAUUUUUUUUUAAUUCAAACCACAACUUACAAGUAUCAAUAUUCUGAUAUUCUGGUGUCACUUACACACAGGAUUGAGGUGCUAAAUCCAUCGUCUUUAAACGUUCUCAUAUCAUGCUGGUAAAUUUUUUGGAAAAAGUCAGAUUCUUGAAACAAAUGUGAAUUAUAAGCCCAUUUUUUUUUCCACGAUAUGCUGCUUUAAAGCUAAAACCUUU